UCGGCGGACGUUUUCACCAAAUAUGGGAUGUUACUGACGAGGAUUAUAUUAUGUAACCCGUUCGCUCACUACGUUACGCUGAAGCUUAAACGUUUUUGUGACUCGUCGUAUAAUUUCUGUGUGUCAAAGUGACGAAUAUCUCCUUGUAUUUGUCUUGCUCGGUGUUAUUGCUAUCGUCAGCCGUAUGUGUAUAGUAAAUAGAACAGGGAGUGCCAGGGAGGGCAACUGACGUAAGCCUCUAAGCGUAAACUAACCCCUAUUUCCGGACUGUGCACCUCGCCGUCGACACUGUCCUAAUCUCGCUUCAUAAACUGUUCGGCGUUCGAAAUGGCCGAACGGAAAAAACACAUAUCGUCUUUAGAAGAGGACCCAGAUGAAAUCACUGUACUUGAAAGUGAGGACAUCGACUGUGAGUCAGAAACAGAAAAUUGUACAUCGGAUAUUCGCGUGGAAAAGAAAUCACAGUCUCUACGCAAGAAGCUUGGACUAAAAUUGAACCUAUCUUCGUCAAGUCCGAAAAAAGAAAAAAGGGAUAAGAAUCGACACGAGGAGUCUACGAAAUACAAUAAGAACGGCACAAUAAAACCCCAAAAGCGAUCGAGAUUUUGGAUUUUCAGAUCGAAAUCAAAGGACGACGCUGGCAGUCGUCGUCCUUGUCGUCAUACAAAUUGUUCUUCUCCGUGCUGUUCGCGGUCACGGUCAUUUCGGGAGCGUCUGAGGCGAAGGACAUCUAGAGAAAACUCGCUCGACCACGGAGACUACGGCCACCUCACUUGUCCUACUUGUAGGCUGAACCAUCAACAUCACCACAAUCUAGACAACCACACAAGUGGGACUAGUGAGGUUUUCACAGCAAAGAAAAAACGCAUGAUUCAUGCUAUUGAUUUAGAAAAUUUUAACCCAGAUGACUACCCUACAACAGACAUUGAUGAAAAAAUGCGACGAGUGAGAGCUAAAGAAAUGGAGGAAGGUGUGCCAGUUGACCUUCCCAGCAGGCCCACCCUUGACACUCCUGUACCACCACCCGCGAGAAAAUCAACCCCUGAUGCUAUGAAUGCACAGCUUGACCAGUUGGAAUGUUCCUUUUCUAAUGGAUGUGUCAUACGAGAAAGUGUACAAAAAGUAGAUUGCCAAGAACCAAUAGAGAGUGGGAGCGUUAUUUCAGAUUCCAGUGUACAUAUGGUUGGACAGUAUGGAUGUUUGACACCCAAUGGAUCAUAUGCCCCACGGACAGUUCACACACAGAUAGACUAUAUACACUGUCUGGUUCCUGACUUACAAACUAUUUCAAGCAGUAGUUUCUAUUGGGGGCGAAUGGACAGAUAUGAGGCAGAGAGACAGUUAGAAGGCAAACCAGAAGGAACUUUUUUGCUGAGAGAUAGUGCCCAAGAAGAAUUCCUGUUUUCGGUUAGCUUCCGUCGAUAUGGUAGAUCUCUGCAUGCAAGGAUUGAACAAUGGAAUCAUAAAUUUAGCUUUGAUGCCCACGACCCAGGCGUGUUCUCAGCUAUCACUGUAUGUGGACUUUUAGAGCACUAUAAAGACCCUAAUUUUUGCAUGUUCUUUGAACCAAUGUUAACCAUUCCACUACCAAGACGAAACCCUCUUAUGCUACAGCAUUUAUGCAGGGCAGUUAUAUACACAUAUAUGAGAUAUGAUGAUAUAAAACUGCUCUGUUUACCAUCAUCAUUGCGAGAAUAUCUGAGGGAAUAUCAUUAUAAACAGAAAGUGAGAGUGCGUAGAUUUGAGAUCGAUGGACCUACAGAGAAAGAAAUCUACUAGAUAUUUAUAUGAAUUUAUUAGAAAAUAUGAAUACAGUACUUUUCAUUCCACAUGACCAAACUGGUGUCGUACAAAUGAUUGCAUCAACUCUAUAUUUAGCAUGUAUGCCUUUGAUACUAUUGUUGGUAUUUCAAUGAGUAAACAGGCUCUGGAAUUCAAGCUGCUUGUCAAUUAAGGACACAGCAACUACCCUCCUCCCCUUCAGCUUCAAAACAAUUUGAUACUGUAAUGUUACCAUGUUGAGUCGUAUAUUUUGACCCCACCCACAUACCAUUAUACACUUAUAAAAUGAAAGGCGGUUGUAUAGGUGUAUGUGCUGGUAUUUAUUUUUUAAUUCUGUGUGGGCGAGGAUGUUGUAAAAAAAAAAUUCUUGUUUUUGCCUGUUUCCUUUUUUCACCACAAAGAUCUUAUUCAGCUUUUACGACAAGAAUGAAAUGCCAUGUAUUGCUUCACUUAGUGGUUUUAUUUAAAUUAUCUCUUAAUUUGAAUGCCAAACAAUAUGAUUUAUUGUUUCAAAGAUUCAUUAAUUAUUUAUAUUUUUUUUUAAUUUAAUUUGUUUUCAUUGCUGAUGAUAUCAGUUCAAUAACUGAUGUUUGAUAAUUUCUAAAUUUAUUUUAAACUUUGUUCUAUAUUUUCAAUUUUGUUCUCCAUUUUUUUUACAUUUUAUUUAGACAAUCACUUUUUCAAUGUAGGAAUGAUAUUGACAAAGGUCAAUCAAUACACAUUGUUUGUCACAGCAAGAUUAUAUUAAUUAAUUUAUUUAAUUGUUUGAAAUACCCUGGUCGCAACUAUGAAUGAAGUUGGAAAUAUCAAUGGUAUUAUCACUGUGAGCUUAACUGCAGGAACUCUACACAUGUCCGUCCAGCUGUGGCCAUCUUGGCUCACUAAAUUAGUGAAAUUCCAUUUUCCUGAAAGACACUCAUGUUUUGUUUUUUUCUACUUCUUAUAAGUCUGGAUAUAAUUAUAUCCUAUAAUUACAAAUUAGCUGAGUUUAAGCUGUAAUUCAAUUUUAACUGGACCUGAUAGUAUUGCGUUAAUGGUUUCCAGAUCUUCCAACACAUAUGCAAGUUAGCUAAUCAUAUUUUCACAGCUCAUCCAUAGGCCUCCAGUUAAAAAUUCAAAUCACAUUUUGGCUUAACAGUAAUAACCAAGGUUUACAAACAAUGUCAGCAAUUUAUUGAACUGGUAUUGACACUUCAGUCAUAUGGUAAUGCCUACCACCAUGUCUUGAAAGGUCAUGUCAGGAGGCAAUUGCUUAAGGUUGUGAAAAUCUGAUGUUUUGGCAGUAUCAAUGUGCUAAUUUAAUCAACAUUAAUUUGUUAAUUAAAGUAUAAUCUUUCAUUAGUAUUGCCUGAGCUUUCAACAUUUGCUGUUUUGAAAUUUUCAAUAGCCAAUGUAAAUUAUUUUGUUAUUCAAAGUGUGCUUUUCUGGGGGGCAAAACAAAACUGUAAAUUUUUCACCAACCAUGCAAAGCAAGUGAAACUUAAGCCACGGCACCCAGUUCAUUUAUUAUAAUUUAUUUAUUAUAUUCAGUGAAGACAAAUCAUGAUUGUAAUAUUUAUUGUAAUAUGCUUAUCGCUUUCUUGUUUUUAUACUCUGUAUCAUGGCAAUUCACUUUUCCCCUGGAGCUCAUAGCUCCGAGUGGUUAAUUAUCGAUAUCCAAUUAUUGCUCUGGGAGUUGGAGUAACUUGCAUGAAACUACCAAUAUCAUAAGACUGAAAAUGUCUGUCAGGUGAUUCCUUGAAAAAGUGUUGUUGCUACUGCCACUAUAAAAACUUACCCCUCACUUUGGUGCACUUGUCUUCAUCACUAAGACUGUGUAACCUAUGCUUAUGAUACUGGUAGUGUUCCAUGUUCAAAUUAAAUGUCACACCAUACAUGUUGUCUAUAAUGAUGAAAUCAUUCUUUUUGUACAAUUCCUAAAAUAAUGCUGCAUGUUUUCACAAUCAUCUGUUUUAUUUAUAGAGUUUGAAUAGAGAUCAUGUUCAACACAAUCUCCUAUAUAGUUCUAAAAAUAUAUUGUUUAAACAUGAUUAUUAAAGAAAUAGUAUUUCUAA
Saccoglossus kowalevskii is the source of this 3836-nucleotide messenger RNA. RefSeq names its product suppressor of cytokine signaling 5-like. The record is from RefSeq and is a predicted model, not a curated record. Gene Ontology annotation, cellular component: phosphatidylinositol 3-kinase complex. Gene Ontology annotation, molecular function: 1-phosphatidylinositol-3-kinase regulator activity. Gene Ontology annotation, biological process: intracellular signal transduction; phosphatidylinositol phosphate biosynthetic process. Lineage: Eukaryota; Metazoa; Hemichordata; Enteropneusta; Harrimaniidae.